AUGCCUGCGCCGCGAAGGCCACCUACGUUCAAUACGCUUGCUCGCGAAGAGGCAUUCAGGAAUCCGCCGAAGAAUGGCGCGACAUACUCCAUCCUCAACGAGUUUGUCGCCCCACACAUCGAAUCUUUCAACAAUCUCUUCGACGACGGCGACCGACGCGGGUUGAUAUCCCUUGGAGUAGAGAGCAUUGGAAAGCGUGUAGUGUUCGAUGGGAGUGGGAAGGAGAGUGGUUCUUGGGGCAACCGAAUGCAAUUUUGGAUUGAGGACGUUGCAAUUGGACGACCGAUGGUACCGGAGAAAGACAAACACUCCAUCAAUCGCAAAGUAUUUCCUGCUGAGGCAAGAGAGCGAUUAACUUCAUAUCGGGGCAAAAUGACCAUAAAACUCUGUUGGAAUGACCCCCAAGGUCAAAGACAUGAAAUGCACAAGGAAUGUGGUCUCGUCCCAAUAAUGGUUCGCUCUGUGCGAUGUAACAUCGCCGGAAUGUCUUCUGCAGACCUCGUCAAAAAGCAUGAAGAGCCGGAAGAGUUCGGUGGCUACUUUAUCAUCAAUGGAAACGAGCGUCUCAUCCGGUACCUCAUUCUACCCCGCCGAAAUCAUGUCAUUUCCCUCCUUCGACCCACAUUUGCUGCUCGUGGACCUUCAUACACACAGUACGCCGUUCAAAUCCGUUGCGUUCGCCCAGACGAAACCGCAGUCACAAACACACUGCACUACCUCUCUAAUGGGAGUGCAAUGCUUCGUUUUAGCUGGCGGAAGCAGGAAUAUGUUAUUCCCAUCAUGCUCGUCCUCAAAGCUCUUGUUGGAGCAUCAGACAAGGAAAUAUUCGAGGGCGUCAUGAUGCAGGACUACGGCAACACCUUUUUAAGCGAUCGCGUUGAGCUGCUUUUACGCAGUUUCAAGAUGUUCACAUUGAGCACUGGCGACCAAUGUCUCGAAUACCUUGGCGAUAAAUUCCGCGUCGUUCUAAACACCCCGGAGGAUUGGACCAACUCUGCAGUAGGAGCGCAUCUAAUCAAUAAACUCAUUCUCGUCCACCUGGAAAACCCGCGCGAUAAAUACCGCAUGCUAAUUUUUAUGCUCCGCAAGCUAUACGCCUUAGUGUCCAACUCAUGCUGCGCCGACAAUCCCGAUUCUCCUCAACACCAAGAAGUUCUUCUUCCUGGCCACCUUUACGCAAUGAUAAUCAAGGAAAGGUUAGAAGAAAUCCUCAAUGCUAUCCGAACGAGCAUCAGCCUUGAUGUGCGGAACGAUGUCGUGGUCGACUUCAAUGACAAGAAAUAUCUUCAGAAGAUUCUGAGUAAGAUCAGCUUCGACAUUGGCGCCAAACUCGCCAACUUCCUUGCCACCGGCAACCUCGUUUCACCCACAGGUCUCGACCUACAGCAAGCAUCAGGCUUUACCAUUGUUGCUGAAAAGCUCAACUGGUUACGGUACAUCAGUCACUUUCGAUGUAUUCACCGUGGUGCUUUCUUCGCCGAACUUAAAACGACCACUGUCCGUAAACUUCUUCCCGAAGCCUGGGGUUUCCUCUGCCCUGUUCACACACCCGAUGGUUCUCCUUGCGGUCUCCUUAAUCAUCUCUCCCGAACUUGCCGAAUUGUUACCGCCACCCUUGCUGUCGGGCAUAUCCCCGCCGUCCUCUCCGCUCAUGGUAUGACCCAGGCAUUCUCCGCUGCGUCUGUUGAUGGUCGGAAGAACAUUUGUGUUCAACUCGACGGUUGUGUUAUCGGCUGGGCACGGCCUGCCGUUGCCAAACAACUCGCAACUAAUUUACGAAUAUGGAAGACGGAGGGUCUGAACGAUAUACCUCUGGAUCUUGAAGUUGGAUUGGUUCUCGAGUCAAGGGGCGGACAAUACCCUGGCCUGUUCUUGUUCUCUUCGCGGUCGCGGAUGAUGAGGCCUGUGAAGUAUCUUGCAAACGGCCGAGACGAUCAGGUUGGACCGUUUGAGCAGGUUUAUAUGGACAUCGCUUGCACUCCGGAGGAGAUCGAGGUUGGCACCUCCUCCCAUGUCGAGCAUAACCCGACCAACUUUUUGUCGAUUCUGGCAAAUCUGACACCGUUUUCGGACUUCAACCAGAGUCCCCGUAACAUCUACCAGUGUCAGAUGGGUAAACAAACUAUGGGGACACCAUCGACCGCUCUGCAACAUCGGACAGACAAUAAACUCUACCGUCUCCAAACAGGACAGACACCAGUCGUUCGACCUGCCCUCCACAACACCUAUGCUAUGGACGCCUACCCCAAUGGAACCAACGCCAUUGUGGCCGUCAUCUCCUAUACGGGCUACGACAUGGAGGACGCGAUGAUUCUCAACAAGUCUGCUCACGAAAGAGGUUUUGGCUACGGGACUGUAUACAAGUCCCAAGUAGUUGACCUACGCGACCUGCCAGGAUCUACAAAGACUGGCCCUGCACAGCUGCAUUUCGGUUUGGGCAAAGAAAUCACUAGAAGACCGGAGGACGACCCUCAUCAUUGUCUGCAGACACUUGAUGUAGACGGACUGCCCUUUGUUGGUGCACAUCUCUCCACUGGCGACCCAAUAGCGGGUUACAUUGACGACACGACCGGACGAACGCGGUUUGCCAAGUACAAAGGUGACGAGAUGGCGAUUGUGGAUCAAGUACGGAUGCUAGGUUCGGACGCCGGAGAUUCCGAGCUGCAGAAAAUCCAGGUCACGUUACGAAUAACGCGGUCACCUGUCAUCGGUGACAAAUUCUCAUCACGACAUGGACAAAAAGGUGUCUGCUCGCAGAAAUGGCCCGCGAUCGACAUGCCUUUCAGCGAGAGCGGGAUGCAGCCUGAUGUCAUCAUUAACCCUCACGCGUUCCCCAGUCGAAUGACGAUUGGAAUGUUGGUCGAGAGUAUGGCCGGUAAAGCAGGGGCAAUGCAUGGUCUGGCACAGGACGCGACGCCGUUCAAAUUCACCGAGGAGGACACUGCAAUCGACUAUUUCGGCGAGCAGCUUCUUGCUGCCGGGUACAACUACUACGGCAACGAACCGAUGUAUUCUGGCAUCACCGGCCAGGAAUUUGCGGCUGACAUCUACAUCGGUGUUGUUUAUUACCAACGCCUACGACACAUGGUGCUUGAUAAAUUUCAGGUUCGAACAACUGGCCCUGUUGACCCUGUUACUCGUCAACCUGUCAAGGGCCGCAAACGCGCUGGAGGUAUCCGAUUCGGGGAAAUGGAGCGUGAUGCACUGCUUGCUCACGGGACUUCCUUCCUCCUCCAAGAUCGCCUUAUGAACUGUUCAGACUACUCGACUGCCUGGGUGUGUCGGACAUGCGGCAGCCUGAUUUCUCUUGGCUAUGAAGACGUCAGUCUCGGCUCAGUCGCCACCUCUGGUUCAAUCCGCCCCACUGGCCCGGGUGGGGAAUACUGUCGCGUGUGUCGCGCAGCUGCGGAGCAAGAUGACGAGCGUCAAAGGGCCGCAUUGGCGAACGGAGACGCUGCCACUCCACCGCCAAAAGCUGAUUUACACGUUGCCAUUACUUCGCAACACGUCCUUGGACGCGCAUCAAAAGGCGGCGACCUCGAUGUCGUUGCUGUACCCUACGUGUUCCGAUACCUUUGCGCGGAACUCGCCUCAAUGGGAAUCGCUGUCUCUCUUGCUGUCUCUUAG
Molecule: messenger RNA, 3627 nt
Organism: Mycena indigotica
Lineage: Eukaryota; Fungi; Basidiomycota; Agaricomycetes; Agaricales; Mycenaceae
Product: DNA-directed RNA polymerase subunit beta
Exons: 6
Coding region: 1-3627 (1208 amino acids)
Biological process (GO): DNA-templated transcription
Cellular component (GO): nucleus; RNA polymerase I complex
Molecular function (GO): ribonucleoside binding; DNA-directed RNA polymerase activity; DNA binding
Source: RefSeq, a predicted model, not a curated record